ACUUGCGACCCAAAACGACGCAGUUUCAUCCUUAUUUCAGAACACACAAAUCACAAUUUUUGUUUGUUUGUUUUAGAAGAGGGAGAACCAAACACGCCCUUAUCGCCAAAACACACCACCCUUUUAUCCCCAAAGAGCUAAAAGAGCCUCUUCACACACUUCAACUAUUAUUCUGAUUUCUCAUAAUUAUCCAGCAAGAAUUCUCUUUCUUUUGGUACUCUCUCUCUCUCUCUCUCUUUCUCUCUCUAUUGACUAUCUUUUUCUUCUUUGUUACUUUUUUUCCCCCCUUAAUUUUUGUUUAAGAAAAUAGAGUAGGAUUCAUACCCAGUUGGUUCAUCCUAUGGGGUUUGCAGUUUGAGGUGCAAAAGGUGCAAGCUUUGGAGCGGUCAUAAACAUAGAAGAUGAGUACAUUGGAUGCAACUAGGGCGGAACUCGCUCUUCUAGUUUUGUACUUGAACAAGGCUGAAGCAAGGGACAAGAUAUGCAGAGCAAUACAAUAUGGUUCCAAGUUUUUGAGUAAUGGGGAACCUGGCACUGCCCAGAAUGUAGACAAACAAACCAGCUUGGCUAGGAAGGUUUUCCGUCUCUUCAAGUUUGUCAACGACCUGCACGGUCUGAUAAGUCCAACACCUCAGGGUACUCCCUUACCCCUAAUUCUGUUGGGAAAGUCGAAGAAUGCAUUACUCUCCACUUUCUUGUUUCUUGAUCAAUUUGUGUGGCUCGGUAGAUCCGGCAUCUACCAGAAUAAAGAACGAACUGAGCUAAUCGGCCGGAUAUCUCUUUACUGUUGGCUUGGCUCCUCGGCGUGUACCACCCUAGUUGAGCUUGGAGAGCUUGGACGACUCUCUGGAUCAAUGAAGAAGUUGGAGAAACAACUCAAGGGCAGUAAUAAAUAUGAAAAUGAGCAAUACCGCGCCAAAUUAAAGGCCUCGAAUGAGAGGACUCUAGCACUCAUCAAAGCAGGCAUGGAUAUUGUGGUGGCUGUUGGACUGCUACAAUUGGCACCCAAGAAAGUCACUCCUCGCGUUACCGGCGCAUUUGGAUUUGUUACAUCUCUAAUCUCUUGCUAUCAGCUGCUUCCGGCCGCCGCGGCAAAGUCAAAAUCAUCAUGAAUGUGGAAGAACAGACUAGAGGAGGGCUGUCAUCACCAUGCUUCGUGGUUGUUAAAUAAUAAUAAUAAUAUGUGAAAUUAUUAGAAAAUGAUGGUGGUUGGUGUGAGCAUGGACCAUCUUGUUGACCUGUUAAGGUCUUUAGAUAUGUCACCAUAAUUAUAGUGCCUAUAUUGUUAUCAUUAUCAAUUGUCACGGUUCUAUUUUGCUUAAUAAAUAGUAGAAAAAAAAAUCCCUGUUUGGAAUUC
Molecule: messenger RNA, 1357 nt
Organism: Arachis stenosperma
Lineage: Eukaryota; Viridiplantae; Streptophyta; Magnoliopsida; Fabales; Fabaceae
Product: peroxisomal membrane protein 11D
Exons: 8
Coding region: 402-1112 (236 amino acids)
Biological process (GO): peroxisome fission; regulation of peroxisome size
Cellular component (GO): peroxisomal membrane
Source: RefSeq, a predicted model, not a curated record